Agrilus planipennis (emerald ash borer) is the source of this 698-nucleotide messenger RNA. RefSeq lists its product as uncharacterized. Gene Ontology annotation, biological process: neuromuscular synaptic transmission; neuron-neuron synaptic transmission; clustering of voltage-gated calcium channels. The record is from RefSeq and is a predicted model, not a curated record. Lineage: Eukaryota; Metazoa; Arthropoda; Insecta; Coleoptera; Buprestidae. Gene Ontology annotation, cellular component: presynaptic membrane.
AGGUGCCUGGAUCCUGAUAGAUUUAUUCCUAUUUCCCGGAAAUUUCACCCAAUCAUCUUGGGCAAGUCUGGUGAUAGGUUACGGGGGUGCUGUGUUUGCCUAUUUGUUACAACCCUUCAUGAGAUGGAUCUGUAACAGAUUAACUGGAGGACCACGCUUGAUAGCCUCCGAUAUUUUCCUUUUGACAUGUUUUAUUUUCACGGUAAACACUUGGAGGGGAAUUUGGAAUUUGCUUAAUAUAUAUUUUCUUCCAGAUAAUCUUGAAUUAAGUUGUUGGAUAACACACUGGGUGUGUUUUAUCCUUCUUGUUCUAUUGAAAUGUUCAAAUUCGUUGUUGGUUCGGGGCGUGUUCAUUGACGGGGAAGAACCGGGCGGCAGAUGCGUGGUAUUCCCCGUCUACUAUCUCCGGCUCAUAUUCGAGCAUGAAAAGUCGAAAAAGAUCAAAAAGAUCCAACAGGACUUCGCAAACAAAUUGAAACUCGAAAAUGACAAUCCGAAAUUAUCGUCGGUGAUAUCAAACCACAUUGCAAUCAGUAUGAAUUCGAAAGACUUGAAAGGACAUGGCAAUAACGAAUGAUUUUUUUGUUUGUGAUAAAUGCAUGUAUAUAUAGUGCCUUUUCGGGGAAUGCCGAAAAAUUUUUUAUAGUAGGUAGAUAAAUAUACAUAUUAUAAAUAUAUUAUAUUGUUAUAUUAAACAA